This is a messenger RNA of Zootoca vivipara (common lizard), 2211 nucleotides long. The record is from RefSeq and is a predicted model, not a curated record. NCBI's taxonomy places the organism in Eukaryota, Metazoa, Chordata, Lepidosauria, Squamata, Lacertidae.
GCGGGAGCUACCCAAUCCAACUCCAGGUGGAAGUGAAUCCGCAACCUGAUUGGCCUGCUGGAGCAGCCAAUCAGGCGGCUGGCAGAAGUGAAUCUGCUACCUGAUUGGCCUGUAGGAGCAGCCAAUCAGGCUGCAGGCAGAAGUCAAUCCACAAUAUAAUUGGCCCACAGGUGUAGCCCUGAAGUAGCCAAUCACGCAAGGCCCAUUGUGUAAAUAAUGUAUAUAAGUAGAUGGUUUUGGGAAAAGAGCCAUUCUUCUUCUCCUCUUCUCCUUGAUGACUAUGAGCUGAAUAAAGAGCAUGAAAUUCACUCUCGACUCCGAGUACAUUUCACUGGCGACGAAGGUGGGAUCCUGCUGAGCUGACCGCCACCACGCACUGCACCGCAGCACCGCCACCUGCUGCACCGCUGCAUCGCACCGUUCAUCCAGGCUUCAGCUCCAGGACCCAAGGAACCCAGAAUGGCAACCGACAGCAGCUUCUCGCCAUUCAAACCAGCAUCAGGAGACUGGGAAGGGUACGCCGCCCGUUUCAACUUCCUCCUGCAAGCGAAAGAAGUCACCAACGAUGCCAUGAAGAGGGCGACAUUCUUCAGCGUCUGUGGAGAGGAGACGUUUGAAAUCGCCCGGGCUCUCCUUGCACCUAGAGAUGUCGCUACCGUCUCUUACAAAACAAUAAUGGAACGGCUGAAGGAGCACUUCUCACCACAGCCCUCGGUGGUAGCUUGCCGAAAUGCCUUCUACGCAAAGCGGCAAGCCCCGGGGGAAACCAUAACUGGGUUUGUGACCUCCCUCCGCCAAGCCGCCCGGCUAUGCAACUUCUCAGAGUUGGAGAACAUGCUUCGUGACCGCCUCAUCGGUGGCCUGAGGGACGAGAUGUUGCAACGACGCCUCUACGCCAAAAAAGACCUCACGUUCCAGAUUGCUCUGGAGGAAGCCCUGGCAACCGAAGCCGCCGAGAGGUCAACGCAAGAGGCACGACCGGCCCAGCCAUCCCAACCGAGGGUCUACCACGAAGACCUCACCGACGAAUCCGAAUCUGACAGGGAGGAAGUACACCGAGUACAGCGGCGCACUCAAGCAGCACACACACCACAGCAGCCUCGACGAGAAGGAGGGAACUGUGCAAGCUGCGGGGAGAACCACGAGAGGAGGACCUGUCGUUUCCGCAACGCAGAGUGCAGGCAGUGCAGAAAAGUGGGACACAUCACCCGGGUGUGUCGGGCUCGACUCACCCGUCGACAAGCAUCAGAUGACCGACCCAGGAGCCCCAGGUCACACGGCACCAUGCACCAAGGCAACUCGACGGAGAUCACGGACUACCAGGUAUUCCAGUUGCCCCAUCCCAGCACAGAGAAAAUUUAUAUAGAGGUACAGAUAGAGGGAGCCCCAUGCCGCAUGGAGCUGGACACGGGUUCAACUCUAUCCAUAAUCUCGGCCCGAACAUUAAGGGAACUGUGCCCUAAUGGGGGUCCCAAACUAAGGCCGGCCCCAUUCACCCUCCGGGACUUCCAGAAACGUAAGGUCCCUACAAUGGGGGUGGGGACCUUCAGGGUGCAAUAUCGAGGGCGAAAGCAACAAUUGGACUUGCUGGUAGUUAAGGGCCCCUACGUUAGCUUACUGGGACUGGCAUGGUUUGGACCUCUGGGGCUAGCCGUUACCGGGGUGAACCGCACUAGCUUACAAGUGGACGUGGACGCCAUAUGCAAAGAGUUUCCAGGGGUUUUCGAUGGGGCAUUGGGACGAUAUACAGGACCCCCCAUUGCCCUACAGCUAGACCCCGCUGUACGACCCAUCAGGCACAAGGCCCGCCGGGUCCCGUUCGCCCUGAAACCCCGCAUAGACGAGGAAUUGGACCGGCUCGUGGAGCAAGGAGUGCUGGAGCCGGUGCCCAACGCCCCCUGGGAAACUCCAAUUGUCACACCCGUCAAGCCUAACGGUUCGGUCCGCAUCUGUGCAGACUACAAAUGCACCAUAAACAAGGCUCUCACGGCCCAUGCAUACCCAGUGCCAGUGGUCAGCCAUGUCCUCGCCACCCUGGCUGGGUCAAAAAUCUUUGGCAAACUGGACUUGGCCCAAGCGUAUCAACAGUUGCCUGUGGACGAAGCCACAGCAGAGGCUCAGACGAUUGUGACGCACAGAGGGGCAUUCAGAGUAAAGCGGCUGCAAUUUGGCGUUAGCGUGGCACCAGGCAUAUUCCAGAAUCUAAUGGAC